Molecule: messenger RNA, 1905 nt
Organism: Mangifera indica (mango)
Lineage: Eukaryota; Viridiplantae; Streptophyta; Magnoliopsida; Sapindales; Anacardiaceae
Exons: 6
Coding region: 318-1658 (446 amino acids)
Source: RefSeq, a predicted model, not a curated record
UGUGAAAACCGUAAGCAGAAAGGUUAGAUUGUGGUAUAAGAAAUCCAAGGGUGAAGGGUGAAGAGAGACGGGUUGAAACGUGACAUGGGGAGUUAUUUUUAAGUUUCAUUAAAACAGGAGAGACUUGGAGUUCGUUGGACGUAGAAUUUUCUGUUGGGGAUCUUCCUUUUCAAGUUUCCUCAUCUGGGUUUUCUUUGGUGGUAGCUUAGGUGGCGUGGCGGUGGCUGUGGCUGUGGCUGUGGCUCUGUCAUCAUCUCGACGUUCUUUUAUAUUGCAAGAAAAGAAAAGAGAAGAAAGAAAGAAAGGGAAUUUCAGAAAUGGCGUACAGGAGAAGACAGGGAAUAACGAAAUCAUCAACGUUCAAAGAAGAGAUUUGUCAUCCACCAGGCAACAACGUCAAUGAUAAUAAGGCUUCAUUUCCGACCUUUAAAGCUUCUCAUUCGAUUUCACCAUCAACGUCACAAUCCUUAGCUGCUCAGGCGAUCCGGGCAUCAGCCAUUCAUCGUGAUUCAUCUCUUUCUUCUGCAUAUUCUGCAGACCCUCCUUUGUCAUCUGAAACUCAAGGAUCCAAGAGUUUUACUGCCUAUGAGGGUGCAUCAGCUAGAAACGACUCCAAAGGGUUUUGGGGUGUAAUAGCUCAGAAAGCCAAAGCAAUUCUUGAGGAGGAACAGUUAACACCCCGAUCUGAACCACCUGCAAGUUCUAGGUGGCAGAUGUCCGAAACCUCAGCAGGUGGCCAGUCCCAGCAACCAUUCCAAUCAUCCGAGGGCACUAGAAAUCUGGACAAUCCUAGACUGCGGAGGGGCUUGGACAGAAUUACAUCUUCCCUUAAUCAAAUUGGUGACACCUUUGAAAAGGCUUUUGAGGAAGGCCGGACAAUUGUGGAAAAUAAAACUGCAGAUAUUAUCCAAGAAACCCGUAAACUUCAUAUUAGGCGAAAAGAAAGCACUCCUGAGGACCAAGGUCCGGCUUCUGGUGCAAAUAGCACAUGGAAACCUGUAAUGCCACAAUCACAGAAUCCAACUUACCAUGAAACACAACUCAAGGCAUCUCGCGACGUUGCAAUGGCGACAGCUGCCAAAGCAAAACUUCUUCUUCGGGAGCUUAAAACUGUUAAAGCAGAUUUGGCUUUUGCAAAGCAAAGGUGUACUCAACUGGAAGAAGAGAAUAAACUACUUCGAGAGAGUCGUGAGAAGGGGCAAAACCCUGCAGAUGAUGAUUUGAUUCGCCUUCAGCUAGAGACUCUUUUGGCUGAGAAGGCUCGUUUGGCGAAUGAGAACUCAAUAUAUGCACGUGAGAACCGGUUUCUUCGGGAGAUUGUUGAAUACCACCAACUCACUAUGCAGGAUGUUGUUUAUUUGGAUGAGGGCAGUGAAGAAGUGACGGAAGUUUACCCCAUGUCCCCUUUGUCCAGGAUGCUCUCUGUUUCCCCACCCUUGCCUACAUCCCCUCCAUCACCAUCAAAGGCAUCCCCUUCUACAAGCCCGCCAAAUCCACCAAGUACAAAGAUACCUGAAGAAGUGACAAAGGAAAUCUUUCUGGUUUCAUCAGAAGGAAGUGAUGAAACGUCGCGAAAUGAUGCCCCACCAAACCUACUAAGUAUUACGGAGGUACCUGAAGAAAAUGAUGCAAAAAAGUCCUCCAAAUCUUCAGUUUGAUUUUAGUUUUACUAUUAACUUCAUUAAAAUAGAAGUUGGUAACAUUUGUUCCAUUUUUUUUGUUUCUUUUUAACUUGGUUUCCUUCCUGUUUUUAUCUGUGAGGAAGGAGGGAAGCUAGGGAGAUGAUCCCCCUUCUUAAUUUCUUAUUUUUUGGCAUGCAUUAUUUGAUAUUGUGUGUCGCAUGAAAUUUGUGAAUGCAAUUUUUGGGAUUUGUUAUUAAAUAAGUUGGAAACUUGGAAUUGCUCA